This is a messenger RNA of Grammomys surdaster, 2866 nucleotides long. It is a transcript of the gene Fads6, whose product is annotated as fatty acid desaturase 6. The transcript is spliced from 6 exons. The record is from RefSeq and is a predicted model, not a curated record. Gene Ontology annotation, molecular function: oxidoreductase activity, acting on paired donors, with oxidation of a pair of donors resulting in the reduction of molecular oxygen to two molecules of water. NCBI's taxonomy places the organism in Eukaryota, Metazoa, Chordata, Mammalia, Rodentia, Muridae. Gene Ontology annotation, cellular component: membrane. The coding region runs from base 66 to 1094 and encodes 342 amino acids. Gene Ontology annotation, biological process: lipid metabolic process.
CGCACGCACACCUGAGUCCUCGGGUCCUCCUCGCUUGUCCCCAGCCCGGUGUGUCCUGCGAGCCCAUGGAGCCGGCUCCCAGUGCGCCUCCGGGGGACGGCGCUGCUGAGGCGCUACUGAGAGAGCUGGAGCGUCAGGUGCAGGAUGUGGUGCGGGCGAGCUCGUGGUGGGAGCGCCACGGUGUGGACUGCGCCAUCCUCGCUCUCAGCCUGCUCGCCUUGCCGGCCGGGUUCCUGUGCCUACGCUUCCAUAAUAUCCUGGCCUUUGUCACUGGCAUCACAAUCUUGGGUGUGUGCCAUUACACACUCACGGUCAAGGGCAGCCACCUUGCUACUCACAGUGCCCUCACAGAGUCCAAACGCUGGAGCAAGAUCUUGAUGGUUUUCUUUCUGGAGGUAUGCACAGCCUUUCCUGCAGAGUUCGCUAAGUUCAACCAUGUCAAUAUGCACCACGGUUACACCAACGUGGUGGGUCUGGGAGACUCGAGCACAUGGAAGAUGCCACUCCUCAACCGCUACGUCUACAUGUUCCUCGGGCCGCUUUUGGUCCCCAUCCUGACGCCACUGGUAGCUCUGGAGCAUUUGAGGAAGGAAGAGCUGAGGACGGCCCUGCGGGCUUUGGGCUUCAUUUGCUUGGGCCUUUACUCUCAGUACUGGCUGUUCAUGAAUGUGUCGGGCUUCAAAGACCCCAGUUCAGCACUGGUCUGCAUGCUGCUCGCCAGAUCCCUGCUGGCCCACCCCUAUCUCCAUGUCAAUAUCUUCCAGCACAUUGGAUUACCGAUGUUCUCACUGGAAAAGAAGCCCAGGCGGAUUCACAUGAUGACCCUGGGUGUUCUGAACCUGCCGCGGCAGCCGGUGCUGGACUGGGCAUUCGGCCACUCCCUCAUCAGCUGCCACGUGGAGCACCACCUCUUCCCUUGGCUCUCUGACCACAUGUGCUUGAAGGUGAAGCCCUUGGUAUCGAAGUUUCUCCAUGACAAGCAGCUGCCCUAUAAUGAAGACUCAUACCUGGCUCGAUUCCAGCUGUUCCUCAAUCGCUAUGAGGAGUUCAUGGUGCAUGUCCCGCCCAUCACUGAGCUGGUGGGGGUGCAAUGAAGGCUGGGUGCCCUCCCUAGCCCGGUCCUGGCUCUCCUGUACUGUUGGCCCUGGGUGGGGGGUGGAGGGGGACGGGACUGGUAAACCUGGAACUGUCCUGGGAUUUGAGUUAAGGGAGACGGCUGGGAGAAGAAAAGAAAGCGAUCCAGAGGCUGUGUCCUGAUCCACCUACGCCUCAGCUGACUCCAUCUCAGCAUCCUUCCUUCUGCUGCAUUGGAGCCAGAGGGUAGGGCUAAGGGGACUGGUGACAGGUGAGGUGGGAUCCUAUGUCCAGUAGGACUCAGACCUCCUUGGUGCCCAGGCUGCUGCUUCCUCCUGAACCUUCUGAGGUUCUAGUCCCCGGGGCCCUCACCCUAGGGUCAACAGGGUGAGGUCAUUAUUUUUAGCAGAUUCUCUCGCCCCCCGGCCCCCUGCUCUUGAACUGAAGGAGUCUGUGCCUCACUGGGCUCAGCAGCUCCAGGACCUGCAGACUCAGUGAGAUGAAAGGGAGUCUAUUUCCAGGGAAGUGCUCCAGAGGGGAGCAAAUGCAGGUGCAAAAUUGGAGAACGCACUGCCAGCUUUGAGCGUGACCUUGGCUAGCUCUGAACAACUCUGCUUUGUUCCAUGUUCAGAAGACUCCAACCUGGGUGACAGAAUGACUGAGAGGCUGGAGAGGGUGACCUGGAACUGGGCUAGGAGGGCAGAGAGGAAUGAAAAGGGGUGAUGGGUGGGGGUGGGAUGAUAUAGGAGAGUUGAAGACAAGGGCUAGGCUUGGCUAUGGGAGGGUUGCAAGCUGGGUGGAAAUAUGGUGGAGCCACUGAUGCCAAACCUAGGAGGAAGCCAAGCUGGGGAACAACACUGAGAUCCAGCCAAACGGGGAACGGAGAGAGGCUGGACACUGCUUCAGCCAGACGGUAGAGCAGAGAGGUUCAUGGAAGGGCCCAGCGGAGACUGAAGGAAGGACAGAUGAGGUUAGACCUGAAUGCACCAGGAGGCCAAGGCCAUUGUUAGGUCAUAGCCUAGCUUCUUGCCUUCCCCCGGCUGACAUUUUCUUUGGCUAAUUCUUGGCAGGCUGUGCUGAGCACUGGCUCCUACUGACUCGAUGCUGGGACCCCAAAUCCUGAUAGUCAAAAAUGUCUCCUGGUAUAGACAACUGUCUCCCAAGUGACAAAACUGUUCUUGAUUGAGAACAUGCAGGCUAUUCUUCUAGUUACCUCACUGGAUGGAAGGGUGUGUUGCCCUGGUGAUGGGAGGGCAAACUGGGAUGGGCCUGUUGGAACCCAUCUCUGGGGGCAGAUGUUGCCUAGACAGAUGCAGCUGCCACUGGACUGACAAUCCUUCCUGUCUUCUCCCGGCCCUCCUCUAGCGGAGAGCACAGCUUCUCCCAGGGCUCUUUCCUCCAGCUAUGGCUCUUGGGCAGCCUCUCCCUUGGUCUGCUUCUGGGCAGGGUCUGGCCUGGCAGAGCUUUUAGCUGCUGCUGGCCCUUAGGUGCUUCUCUGGCUUCUUAUCUCUGCUCAGGACUCUUCACUCAUCCCUGUUGAGUGUGAGCCAUCUGUUCACUGCUGGGAUGCUGGGACGCUCGCUCACAGCAGUUUUGGAUCCAAGCCACCCCCUCCUGCUUUGCUGUAGACUAUUGCUGCUCAUCUGAAAUGCAUUAGCAUUCAGUUCAGGAGGGGCCUUAAGGUCUGAGCGUGUGAUUGAUUCAUCAACGGCAAAUUCUCCCUCUGAAAAAUGCAGAAAAGGGUCCUGGCAGCAUACCGUAAGCUAAUGAUUAAAACUAUCCAAAUAUACCA